This is a messenger RNA of Manduca sexta (tobacco hornworm), 2808 nucleotides long. RefSeq names its product PC4 and SFRS1-interacting protein. Bases 149 to 2305 code for a protein of 718 amino acids. Gene Ontology annotation, cellular component: nucleus. The record is from RefSeq and is a predicted model, not a curated record. Lineage: Eukaryota; Metazoa; Arthropoda; Insecta; Lepidoptera; Sphingidae. Gene Ontology annotation, biological process: regulation of transcription by RNA polymerase II. The transcript has 17 exons. Gene Ontology annotation, molecular function: double-stranded DNA binding; transcription coregulator activity.
GACGAUUUUUUUUGUUGAUUUUUUUAGAGGCUGGUAGCCCCGAAUUGAAACGCCAUGUUUAUUUCUCUUCCGUCCGUCAAUUCGUUGCCGCGAGUACGCCGCGUGUUGUGCUUCGAAGAAAUUGACAAAUAGCACCAAAGCGGUAUUUAUGUUGAAAAUGGGCAAGAAAGUGAGGGAAUAUAAGUCCGGCGACUUUAUAUUUGCGAAAGUAAAAGGAUAUCCGGCAUGGCCCGCAAGAGUACAAAGACCCAAUGGAAAGAAAUAUUUUGUAUAUUUCUAUGGGACCGGGGAAACUGCGAACCUAGCGCCGAACAUGAUCUUCGACUACGCGGAAAACAAGGAAAAGUUCCUCACGAAAACGGUGAAGCGGCGCGACUUUAACGACGGCGUCAAGCAGAUUGAAUACGACUUCGCCAACAACGUGCCUUUGGAGCAGGUCAUUGGUGUACCUGUUGAGGAGCCAGCUGAAGUUGUCAACGACGCGGCAAACGACACAACUAAUGAAAGCGCCGACGACACAGUGGCGGACACCACGGCGGCCGACGACACUGCCGCUGACGAGAGUGCAGCAAACAUACCGCAGAACGAGACAGGUGUGGAGGAUUCGGACGAGACUGGUGCACUCGUUAUUGACGAGGGAAAGGUAAUUCCAAAAGGAAGGAAAUCCAAAGUAGAAGCUGCUAAGACGCCGGCUAAGGAACCUGCCAAGCCGAUCAAAGAACCUAAGAUUCCGCGCGGGAAAGCCAAGAAGGAGGAAGCCAAAGAGGACGAAGAAGAAAAGAAGGAUGAGGAGUUGGUCAGCAGGAGUGGUAGAAAGAUACGACCUAAGAGGUAUAUAGAUGAGCAGACGGAAGACAACACAACGCUGCCUUCUCCAGCGCCAAAGAAGCGGCGCGGCGCCUCGCCCGCCUCAGACAAGGACAAAGAGAAUGUGAAAGAGAAGCAAGAUAAGGACAAGACUGUCAAACAUUUCAACGCUGUUUCACAGUCCGAGUUAGAAGACUUGAAAGAACCAUUUAAACCAGAAGAUCCAGAGAAAGACAACAUCUUGAUAGCAUAUCUGCCGAACGGUCAGUACGUGGGCAUCAAGCUGUUCCAACCGAAACCAGCCAGCUUUAAAAACGAGUCCACGAGGCUGCAAUGGGACAAACAAGCGGCCACCAAUGCCAUCACACUCAAGAGUCAGUUGGAAAAGGGUCAAAUCACAGCACAGUCGGUGUUGGGCCAGCUCGUCAUGGAUCUGAAUUUGACUGAUGAAGAGAAAGCCACGUUAGACAAGGAACGUGAGACUGAAGAGAAAAAAUCCCGCGUACAGUUCCUGAAAACAGAGAUGAAGUUGAUAGAAUUGGAGGCAAAGAUAAAAACGUGCCUGUGUUUAGAGAAAGCGGACACCGAGCUGUGCCUGAAGCUGUUGGCCGAGAUGAUGGAGUUGGAAGUAAAGCCGUUGAUGCUACUCAAACACCCGACGUGCCUGGAGACGGUGAAGCGCAUGCGCGCGUACGUCGGCAACACCACCUCCUGGGACCUCAGCGAGAGCGCCGCGCUGCUGUUCAGCAAGCAGGCCCAUCUCAUAAGGGUCCAGGCGGAUACAUUGUACAAGAAUAUGAAGGAGCUGUUCACAACUCCCAAAGGCCUGUCGUUUUGGGAGUUCUUCUCCGAGCGAGUGGUGCAGUUUAAGAAGGCCACAGCAAAACUAACCGUCGAUGAGUUACUGGAAUUGGUGCACGAGCCUUUGGAAAUGUCAGUGCCGACUUCACACACAAUGACAGCGGCAAUCGACGCGGCGAACGAAGAAGAGAAGGAAACUCCAGAGGAAGAAGAACAGGCGCAGAAGAAGAAAUCCCCGCCAGCUAAAAAGAAAGUAGCAAAUAGUAACGCUAAAACACCAGUGAAGAGACAGUCAUCAAGAAAACUACAGCAAGAAGAGAAAGAGAAAGAACAGAACAACAAACCCGAGGAAGCUGAGACCGUAGAAAAUGACGAUAAAGACAGUGAAAAGGAUAAAGAAAGUACAGAUAAAGAGAAAGAAAAAGAAGUAGUAGAUGAUAAACCUCCGGAGAACAAUAUAGAGCCAGAAACAAAGGAACCAGAAGAAGACAAACAGAUGGAAGUCGAUCAGGCGGAGAAAGAGGAAAGUCCGAAUGAAAAGGAGGCUGAAAAGAGCCCAGAGAGUGACGAUUCUAAAGCGGAAAAGACAGAGGAGAAAGAAAAAGAAUCCGGCGAGCCUAGAGCAAAAAGGACGAGAGAGAGUAAGAAGACUGAGCCGCCGCCGCGGUCGCCGGCCAAACGGAAGGCAAAAUGUUAACGCGUUAAACACACGUAAUGGAUUUUAUUUUUGUACUAAUUGCCACCUCGUGGCUGCAGGCCGGUGGCGAACGUUCACUGUCAAAUUGUUAAACGAUUUUAUGGAUCUUAUUCUCAGAAAUUUUUGUGAUGAACAAUAUCUGUUCAGCCACUUUUGUUAUUUAAUUAAUAGGCUAUAUUCCUGUCCUUUUGUAUGUUAUACGCAAUUCUGGCAUGACAAACAAUAAUAAACGAAAACGGCAUUUUGGUUGAAAAUUGAAACAGAGAUUUAUAGUUUCAAUUGUAUGGUGCAAAAGCUCAGUGGGAACAUCUGUCUAUGUCCUUCGCAUGCCCGUACCACAAUGCCAGUGACGUCUCUGUGCCUUAGUAAACUAUUGCGCUGUAAUUAGACAACCAAGCCUAUUCACUAGGUUUGAGAGACCUUGCUUUUUUAUUGACCGAAUGUACAUUUAUUUUGGUUUGUAUUUUUCAUGACGUAAGUUAAUAACUUUAAUAACAAAAAAU